GUGGGCAGCCUCAACGCUCCACCGGAAAGGGGCUCUCAGAAGAGGGGGAGGAGCCUAAAAGGGAUUGCGGGAGAAAGGCUUCUUCCUUUCGGUUUGGCGGCAGCCAUCAGGUAAGCCAAGAUGGGCGCGUACAAGUAUAUCCAGGAGCUAUGGAGGAAGAAGCAGUCGGAUGUGAUGCGCUUUCUUCUGCGGGUCCGCUGCUGGCAGUACCGCCAGCUCUCGGCGCUCCACAGGGCUCCCCGCCCCACUCGGCCGGAUAAAGCGCGCAGACUGGGAUACAAGGCCAAGCAAGGUUAUGUCAUAUACAGGAUUCGUGUGCGCCGUGGUGGCCGCAAACGCCCAGUUCCUAAGGGUGCCACCUAUGGCAAGCCUGUCCAUCAUGGUGUUAACCAGCUAAAGUUUGCGCGAAGCCUUCAGUCUGUUGCUGAGGAGCGAGCUGGACGCCACUGUGGGGCUCUGAGAGUCCUGAAUUCUUAUUGGGUUGGUGAAGAUUCUACAUACAAAUUCUUUGAGGUUAUCCUCAUUGAUCCAUUCCAUAAAGCUAUCAGAAGAAAUCCUGACACCCAGUGGAUCACUAAACCAGUCCACAAGCACAGGGAGAUGCGCGGCCUAACAUCUGCAGGCCGGAAGAGUCGUGGCCUUGGAAAGGGCCACAAGUUCCACCACACUAUUGGUGGUUCUCGUCGUGCAGCUUGGAGAAGGCGCAAUACUCUCCAGCUCCACCGUUAUCGCUAAUAUAAGUAUGAUGUUUGUAAAGUUCAUACCUAAUAAACAAUUUAGGACAGUCAUGUCUGCUUAAAGGUGUUAUUUGUCUGUUAAAACUAGUCUGCAGAUUAUUUCAUGAAUGCUUUGUCAAAUUAUGGAAGUUAAAGUGCAAUAAUGUUUGAAGACAAUAAGUGAUGGUGUAUCUUGUUUCUAAUAAGAUAAACUUUCUGUCUUGCUUUAUCUUAUUAGGGAGUUAUAUGUCAGUGUUUAAAAUAUGCUAUGUGGUAUAAUAGGUGUCAAAUUCUUUAAAAAGAGGGGUGCUGGAACUAGCCCUAUAGAUUUGUUUUGGUGCAUGUGACAAAACCUACAACUUAAUUGGGAUGAUGUAAUGCUCCAGUAGUGGUUGGGCUUUUGGGAGUGUGGCAGUUCAAACUUUAGAUUUUGAUUAAGAUGAUAGGAGGAUAUCCUAAUCCUAUAACAUGGAUAUAUGCAUUCAAUUUUGAAGCCCACAUUUUAAAAUUUAACUCAGUGUUUCAUUUGUGUAAUUGCUGCUUCUGAAAGGGGAAAAGCUUCCCAAAUGCAGUCAAACUUUCAGAGGAAUAAAUCUGUUGUGAGAAAAUUAAAAGAAUCUUAGAAAUUAAAAAAAAUCUAGGCUAAACAAAAUUGCGAAAGUCUUCACCAUGUCCUAUAAGUUCACAUAAAGAGUAAAAGCUGGUUUAAUAACGUGGCUUGUUGGAUCCAGCAAAGUACAUAAUGCCAGUUUGAAACCAUAUUGAAUCCUCAAGCCACAUGUGCAAAUGUAUGUCUGGCUAUUUAAAAGCACUUAUUUGCUCAGUCAAGUCACCAGGAACUCACACAAGGGUACUUAAAAAGUUGUUACCUGUGUAAUUUUAUGUUGUGUGGCUAUUUUUCUCAUUCCUGGUGAAGCAAUCCUCCAAAUCUUUGAGUUGGUCCAUCAAUUAAGUAUAUUACCACGUUGUUUCAUUUCUGUUAAUCUUUUCCUGUAGAUUAGGCUGCUCUUUCCUAGGGUGAAGUUGAAUGUGGCGGAGGAAUUGCCCCUUAGUCUUCAAAUUCUGGGUUUGCUGACAUUAUAGGUGUUUCAAUUUUAAAAUCUAAUUGAUGCCCUUCUUGAACUGAUUUUUCUUCAGCAAUUUCAAGUCAAUUGAUUUCCAGGAAAUAAUCUGAAGCAGGCUCAUAAAGCCUUGAGAAUCAAAUUCCUUUCUACCCAACAAAACAAAAGCCCAUACAUUUUGAUUGUGUGUAGAAGUUGUUCAACUAAAGGAAUAAAUGACUGUUAAACAA
Molecule: messenger RNA, 2007 nt
Organism: Marmota monax (woodchuck)
Lineage: Eukaryota; Metazoa; Chordata; Mammalia; Rodentia; Sciuridae
Gene: Rpl15
Product: ribosomal protein L15
Exons: 4
Coding region: 121-735 (204 amino acids)
Biological process (GO): cytoplasmic translation
Cellular component (GO): ribosome; cytosolic large ribosomal subunit
Molecular function (GO): RNA binding; structural constituent of ribosome
Source: RefSeq, a predicted model, not a curated record